Molecule: messenger RNA, 408 nt
Organism: Soboliphyme baturini
Lineage: Eukaryota; Metazoa; Nematoda; Enoplea; Dioctophymatida; Soboliphymatidae
Source: the annotation of a GenBank genome assembly
AUGAGUAAAAACAACUAUGUUUUCCUCGCUUUCGAGUUCUCGUCGCUGAAACUCGCUCCAUUCACCGGUUCGCGCCAACCGAUUCUCGGGUGCCUGAGGAAAGGCCGGGUGGACGCCAGCUGCUGUGUCGACAGUAUGUACAACAAGGCGUGCGAGUUUCAGGAAAACGUCAUCACCGGAGUAGUCUGCUGUAGAAAUGAUCUCGACCUCGCUGGAAAUGGCGCUUUGAGCACCGCGUCGUCGAAUGCCUUUGGUCGCUGUCUGCGAUUUGCCAUGUGCUCCAUAAGUCACCCUGAGCCUCACCGAGUGAUGUGUCGUUCAUCGAGCAGGACGAAUUUGAUCCCGCUGUUCGUCGCCCUGUUGGACUCGAUCCAUAUCCACCUCCUGUUGGUCUUCUUGUCGAACUAG